GGUGCACUUGGUGUGCCUGACGCUGUGGGACGCCCUUCCCUGGACCCACUCUCCUCGGCUCUGCCAGUGAGAAGGUUCGGAGCUCAACUCUGCCACCAGAAAGCUCUUUUUCUCAAGGAGCUGUGUCUUUCGCUGCCCACAGCCAUGGGUCAGUCUUCUUCCACACCUGAUGCAAAGGACCACAGUAUGGCCUCCAGCUUUAACACAUUUUUCAAAACUUUCAAGAUGGAAAGUAAGAUCAUUUCUGAGGAGACCAUCAAUUCAAUUCAGUUGUUUGUGCAGGAAGGGGACAUACAGAAGACAAUUUCCACCAUCAACAAUGCUUUGGCAGAAAUGGAGAAAGCUCCUCUGAGCAUUGCAGUGACAGGGGAGACCGGGGCAGGAAAGUCCACUUUCAUCAAUGCCCUGCGGGGCAUAGGACACGAAGAGCUCGAAUCAGCUAGGAAUGGAGUAGUGGAGACCACAAUGAAUAGACAGCCUUAUACCCACCCUAAGUUCCCUAAUGUGACCAUCUGGGAUCUCCCUGGGGUGGGGACAACCACCUUUAAGCCAGAAAAAUACCUGAAGGAAAUGAAGUUCCAGGAGUAUGACUUUUUUGUUAUUGUCUCAGCCACUCGCUUUAGAGAGAAUGAUGCCCAGCUGGCCAAAGCAAUUGCAAGAAUGAAGAAGAAUUUCUAUUUUGUUCGAACAAAAAUUGAUAAUGAUUUGUGGAAUGCGGAAAAAUGUAGACCCAAGACCUAUAAUAAGGAAAAAAUCCUGGAGGAUAUCCGCAAAGACUGUGUGGAGAAGCUCCAGAAGGCCAAUAUAGCCUCCCCUCAAGUCUUCUUAGUCUCCAGCAUUGAGGUAGCCCAGUUUGAUUUUCCUCACUUGGAGUCCACCCUUUUGAAAGAGCUGCCGGCACACAAGCGUCACAUCUUCAUGCAGUGCCUGCCUAACGUAACCGAACCUGCUAUUGAUCGCAGGAAAGAUGUCCUGAAGCAGAAGAUCUGGCUGGAGGCUCUGAAGUCUGGAGCAUUGGCCACCAUCCCUAUGAUGUCUUUCUUCAAGGAGGACAUCGAGGAGCUGGAGAAGACCCUGAUCUACUACAGGUCUUGCUUUGGGCUGGAUGACAAGUCACUGGAAAACAUGGCCAGCGAGUUGUCCCUGCCUGUGGAGAAGCUUGUGUCCAACAUUCAGUCACCGCAUCUGCUGUCAAGUGAGACGAACGAGCCUGUGGGGGAAAAACUGGUGAAAUACCUGGAGAAAAUUUUUGCUGUCACCGGUGGAGUCAUAGCCACUGGCCUUUACUUUAGAAAGAGUUACUACCUCCAAAAUUAUUUCCUUGACAUAGUGACUGAUGAUGCUAAAACUCUACUUAAUAAAAAAGAUUUGCUGGGCCGUGGUGGCACACGCCUUUAAUCCCAGCACUCGG
Peromyscus eremicus (cactus mouse) is the source of this 1411-nucleotide messenger RNA. RefSeq names its product interferon-gamma-inducible GTPase 10-like. Gene Ontology annotation, molecular function: GTPase activity; GTP binding. Gene Ontology annotation, biological process: cellular response to interferon-beta; defense response. NCBI's taxonomy places the organism in Eukaryota, Metazoa, Chordata, Mammalia, Rodentia, Cricetidae. The transcript is spliced from 2 exons. The coding region runs from base 145 to 1398 and encodes 417 amino acids. Gene Ontology annotation, cellular component: endoplasmic reticulum membrane. The record is from RefSeq and is a predicted model, not a curated record.